AGGGGGCAGCGCGGGUACCGGCCGGGCCGGAGAGCGGCGGCUUCUUCUUCACUCACACACACAAGGCAGAGAAUUAUCGCCGUGCUCGCCCGGGGACGCUUCCUCCAUUUAGAAACUAGCGAACAACAGAUUAAAACAAAACACAUUGGCGGCAAGUCAGAUCAUAAAAGGUUUCAUUCCGUUUCUUUUCAAAGGAGGCAUGAGCCUUGCAAUUCAGGAACUGCUUCUCUGCUGCCGUCAAUUUGACAAUGACAAAGCUACGGAGAGAAAGAAAGUAGUGGAUAAAUUUAAACGCCUUAUUCGAAUGCCAGAAACCAGGCAGCAGUUGGAUCGAAAUUCGGAAUCAAAACAUUCAAAACAAUUGAAUUGGGAUACAGUUUUUAGGUUUCUGCAAAAGUAUAUCCAUAAGGAAAUCGAAUGUCUCCAGGCGGCCAAUCAAAGCGUGUCCGCAGCAACGCAAGCCAAUCGACAAAAGAAAAUGCAAGAAAUAAGCAAUAUAAUGAAAUAUUUUAUCCGAUGGGCUAAUAAAAGAGGACCACGUUUAAAAUGUCAAGAGCUAUUGAAGCAUAUCAUGGAUGUUCUGCAAAAUAAAUUCAGCUCUGCUUACGGGGCUGACUACAAUAGUAUUCUGCUGAAGGAUGUUCUUUCAGUUCGGAAAUACUGGUGUGAUAUAACCCAGCAACAAUGGUCAGAUUUAAUGACAUUAUACUUCAAGAUGUACCUCAGACCCUCGAGAGAUACUAACCGGGUUCUUGUAGCCAGAAUAAUUCAUACGCUUGUGAAAGGCUGUAGUGUAUUGUCAGAGGGCAUUACCUCCAAACUCUUUGAAUUCUUUGCAAAAGCAAUGCAGAAUGUAAGACAGGAACAAGUCUUUGCAGUCAUUGAGCAUAUCGUAUCAGCUCUCAAUGUCUUCCUCAAGAUGUGUAUAAUGAAUUGCCGUGUUCGUGUGUGUAAACUUGGGGAGGACACCUUCUCAACGCUGCUAUGCAUUUGGACACAGAAGCGUCUCCAAGAUUCCUUAAAGGACGAAAUCAUUGAAUUCUUUCGUCUACAGCUCCAAGCCCAUCAUCCAAAGGGGAUAAAAACUAAGGAAAAAGGUGCUUUUGCAGCUGACUGGUUGAAUUGGCAGAACCUGCUUUAUAGUCUCCACGAAGCAAUUGUCAGUGAAGUGAGCCACAUAGGAAGCAGAGGAAAGUAUUCCGCAGGAGUGCGCCAUGUUGCUGUGAAAGAGAAACUUGCCAAUCUGGCUGCUGACAUCUGUCAUCAGUUGUUUGGCUGUGACUUCAGAGUGUCUGUGUCACCAGUAACAAGUAUGGAAACUCCACAAAGCCCCUCCCAUCAAGGGAUGCCAAGCAAACAAAGACGUAUUGAGUUGGGAUGGGAAAUGAUAUGCGAUCGGUUGCAAAAAUCAGAGAACGAUUUUGAUUUGAUACCAUGGUUACAAAUCGUCACUGUUCUGGUUGCAAAAUAUCCUUCAAGCUUACCCAACUGCGAACUUGUUCCCAUAUUGACCAUUUUGCACCAGAUCCUUUCUCAGCAACGGCGUGGAGAGAGAAUUCCAUAUGUUCUUUGCUGCCUUCAUGAGGUGGCUGUAUGCCAGAGAUUGAAAUCGACCCUGAAUACUGCACAGAAAUUAGACUUGCAAAAGCUCUGGGCCAAAAUCUGGGCCAUUGCACUUCGGAGCAUCAGCUCGCACCAGACUGAAGCUGAAAGCUUCCAGCUGAUGGAGGCAAUUCUUGAAGGGAACCUAACCAUGCCAGACAUUGAUUUUUGGAAAAUCUUUUCAGGAUCCACAUGCAAACCAUCCAGUUCUGCUGUGAAGUGUCUUUCUCAAGCAUUGGGAAGAUGUACAUUGCCAGAACGAAUUGAUGGUGCUGUUGAAAAUUAUCCAAUGGGCGGCAGAGCACUGGAUCUUAGAGAAGCAAUAAUGCGAUGGUUAUUGUCUUACCAAGCGGAGGAGAAUGCUGAAGAAAAUGCAGAGAUUCCAUCAGUAGUUUGCAGAGAUUUACCAAAUCAACUGGUGUCUCAAAUAUUGGUUGUUUUAACGCUGAAGGACUGCAAAUCUGGAAUGGACUUCUUUCAGGCACCCUCAACAGAGAGUGCACCAGCAGAAGAACCACCAAAUGAAGAUUGCAAAGAUGGCACAGUCUUCUCAGAAAUGGAAAGCCUUUUUCUGCAAACAACAUUUGAUGAAAUUCCAACUCGCAGUAGCACUAAGAUUCGGAUUGGGGACAAACAGAUUGUGACAUCAAAAAUAAGUGCCAAGCGAGUUUUGAGGGAUAAACUAGAGGAAUAUUUAUUAGCAUUGGUGGAAUGUCUGCAUUCUAAUGUGACGCUUCCUCCAGAAUGCCAUGUUCGCUGUGCAGAUCUUAUCAUUGGAGUGCUCCGAUGUUAUUGUGACAUUGGUGUUACAAACGAGGAUAAUGCAUGUGCGUCUGCGCUAUUUCAGAAGGCAAAGUCUUUUAUGCAGAAUGUUGGUGAACACAUUUCUACAACGCGAAAUGAUCUUAAUGAAGAGGUUAAGCUCAACUCUCUGAAAACACUGAUUAAUGUGUGCACAAAAUGUCUACACUCGCACACUAAGCAGCACUGGCCAAAGAAGCACUCGUCUGUUCUCUUUCUUCAACUAUUCGCAGCAAGAUUUAUGAAUGACCUCGUGGAAGUUUGUCGACGGCUGGCAAUUCCCACUGGAAAACCAUGUGAUGCUUUUGAGGCAAAGGACGAUUUUCAAGAUGAUUUAAUGGAAACAGAGGGACAUGGAUCCGGAGACCUCUUUGAUGACGAUAACGACAAAGUCCCUGAAGGAGGAGAUUAUAAUGAAAACAAUGACUCAUCGGUUGGAAUAGGAGCAAAGAACAUUUUAUCUGAAGACAAUUUGACAAAGCAUGAUUUUCUCCUGCUCGAUAUUCUCCGAUUCAUCUGUUGCUGCACAGCAGCAGGUCAGAUACAUGCACUUUCAUUCAGGUGUACUGACAUUAGAAGAAAGCUACUGUCAUUAAUUGAGGACAUCAACCACAAACAUUUCAAAACCUCCCCAUUUGCAUAUGAGCUCCCAUCAGAAGAAGGCAUUCUACCUUCAAGUGAUUUUGUCAUACUUCUGAAACCACUCUUACAGGAACAAGUCUUUGCAGUCAUUGAGCAUAUCGUAUCAGCUCUCAAUGUCUUCCUCAAGAUGUGUAUAAUGAAUUGCCGUGUUCGUGUGUGUAAACUUGGGGAGGACACCUUCUCAACGCUGCUAUGCAUUUGGACACAGAAGCGUCUCCAAGAUUCCUUAAAGGACGAAAUCAUUGAAUUCUUUCGUCUACAGCUCCAAGCCCAUCAUCCAAAGGGGAUAAAAACUAAGGAAAAAGGUGCUUUUGCAGCUGACUGGUUGAAUUGGCAGAACCUGCUUUAUAGUCUCCACGAAGCAAUUGUCAGUGAAGUGAGCCACAUAGGAAGCAGAGGAAAGUAUUCCGCAGGAGUGCGCCAUGUUGCUGUGAAAGAGAAACUUGCCAAUCUGGCUGCUGACAUCUGUCAUCAGUGUUUGGCUGUGUCUGUGUCACCAGUAACAAGUAUGGAAACUCCACAAAGCCCCUCCCAUCAAGGGAUGCCAAGCAAACAAAGACGUAUUGAGUUGGGAUGGGAAAUGAUAUGCGAUCGGUUGCAAAAAUCAGAGAACGAUUUUGAUUUGAUACCAUGGUUACAAAUCGUCACUGUUCUGGUUGCAAAAUAUCCUUCAAGCUUACCCAACUGCGAACUUGUUCCCAUAUUGACCAUUUUGCACCAGAUCCUUUCUCAGCAACGGCGUGGAGAGAGAAUUCCAUAUGUUCUUUGCUGCCUUCAUGAGGUGGCUGUAUGCCAGAGAUUGAAAUCGACCCUGAAUACUGCACAGAAAUUAACUUGCAAAGCUCUGGCCAAAAUCUGGGCCAUUGCACUUCGGAGCAUCAGCUCGCACCAGACUGAAGCUGAAAGCUUCCAGCUGAUGGAGGCAAUUCUUGAAGGGAACCUAACCAUGCCAGACAUUGUCUUUCUCAAGCAUUGGGAAGAUGUACAUUGCCAGAACGAAUUGAUGGUGCUGUUGAAAAUUAUCCAAUGGGCGGCAGAGCACUGGAUCUUAGAGAAAGCAAUAAUGCGAUGGUUAUUGUCUUACCAAGCGGAGGAGAAUGCUGAAGAAAAUGCAGAGAUUCCAUCAGUAGUUUGCAGAGAUUUACCAAAUCAACUGGUGUCUCAAAUAUUGGUUGUUUUAACGCUGAAGGACUGCAAAUCUGGAAUGGACUUCUUUCAGGCACCCUCAACAGAGAGUGCACCAGCAGAAGAACCACCAAAUGAAGAUUGCAAAGAUGGCACAGUCUUCUCAGAAAUGGAAAGCCUUUUUCUGCAAACAACAUUUGAUGAAAUUCCAACUCGCAGUAGCACUAAGAUUCGGAUUGGGGACAAACAGAUUGUGACAUCAAAAAUAAGUGCCAAGCGAGUUUUGAGGGAUAAACUAGAGGAAUAUUUAUUAGCAUUGGUGGAAUGUCUGCAUUCUAAUGUGACGCUUCCUCCAGAAUGCCAUGUUCGCUGUGCAGAUCUUAUCAUUGGAGUGCUCCGAUGUUAUUGUGACAUUGGUGUUACAAACGAGGAUAAUGCAUGUGCGUCUGCGCUAUUUCAGAAGGCAAAGUCUUUUAUGCAGAAUGUUGGUGAACACAUUUCUACAACGCGAAAUGAUCUUAAUGAAGAGGUUAAGCUCAACUCUCUGAAAACACUGAUUAAUGUGUGCACAAAAAGUCUACACUCGCACACUAAGCAGCACUGGCCAAAGAAGCACUCAUCUGUUCUCUUUCUUCAACUAUUCGCAGCAAGAUUUAUGAAUGACCUCGUGGAAGUUUGUCGACGGCUGGCAAUUCCCACUGGAAAACCAUGUGAUGCUUUUGAGGCAAAGGACGAUUUUCAAGAUGAUUUAAUGGAAACAGAGGGACAUGGAUCCGGAGACCUCUUUGAUGACGAUAACGACAAAGUCCCUGAAGGAGGAGAUUAUAAUGAAAACAAUGACUCAUCGGUUGGAAUAGGAGCAAAGAACAUUUUAUCUGAAGACAAUUUGACAAAGCAUGAUUUUCUCCUGCUCGAUAUUCUCCGAUUCAUCUGUUGCUGCACAGCAGCAGGUCAGAUACAUGCACUUUCAUUCAGGUGUACUGACAUUAGAAGAAAGCUACUGGCAUUAAUUGAGGACAUCAACCACAACAUUUCAAAACCUCCCCACUUGCACAUGUACUUAAUCCUCUUAAAAGAGCUCCCAUCAGAAGAAGGCAUUCUACCUUCAAGUGAUUUUGUCAUACUUCUGAAACCACUCUUGGACUUGUGUUCUGUGUAUCGUUGUGAUCAAGACGUUUGUUCAGUGAUCCUGACACACAUUCUUCCAUUACUGUCGGUACAUGGCCUUGAUGCUGAUGAAAUGGCUGACAUUCAAGGAAUUUUGCUAAAAGCAAUUGGAGCAUUCUGGCAUCUAAGCAAGGAAGGAAAAUGUAACGUGCAAGUGAGAACUGCUCUGGUGAGAUGCAUGAAAGCCCUACUUGAGAAAGAUCCUCACUCCAAGUGGACUGUGCUUUCCAGCCGAGAUGAAGAAUUGCCUGUCUCUGAAGCCUACACAGAGUUCCUAACAGACAGUCAUCACCAAGUUCGCAUGCUCGCUGCUAUGUCUAUAAGCAGUCUAUUCCAGGAGACUCGGGUACAGGAUACGUCUGUAAAGCUGCACGCCCUUCCCGUGAAACUGCAGCAAAAAGCUUUUGAAAAUGUGUAUAUGAAAGUACAAUCAGGAAUGAGAUAUCAGAAUCGUACAUCCCCAGAAGAACUUCAGGAUGAGGAAUGCAACAGAAGAGCUGCGUUGCUUAUAGUGCUUUCAUUGAUCAUGUGCUGCAGCCCCAUAUGUGAAAAGCAGGCCCUAUUUGCUAUUUGCCAAUCAUUAAAGGAGAACAAGCUAGACCCUAUGCUUGUUAAAAAGAUUCUUGAGUCUACGUCAAAGUGUUUGACUUACCAUACUUUGGAGAGCUUCAUGGUUUCUCAUAUGGAUUAUCUGAUCCAUGAAUGGCUGGCAGUGACUGAUCCUGACUACAAAUUGUCUACAUUCCCUUACAUUGUAUUGAACUGCUCUAAUCUGGAAGAAUUUUACAGGUCCUAUUACAAAGUACUUAUCCCCCACCUGAUGGUUACUGGGAACAUAAAGGAAGUGAAAUCAAUUGCUGCGCACAUUAACAGACAGUGGAAAGAAUUGCUUGUUGAUUGCCUUCCAAAGAUAAUGGUUAAUAUUCUGCCUUUCCUUGCAUAUCAAGAAAAUAAUGGAUCUGAUAAUGUUUUUGCACAACGGAGAGAAAAUGCAUUCAAGGUGUAUGACAUGCUGAAAGAAGCUGAUUGCCUGGGGAAGCAGCAAAUUGACCAUUUGAGCCUCAACAACUUGCCAGAGAUUGUUGUUGAGGUGCUCAAUACCCUGUAUGAUCUUCCUAACCAAGAUGUAGCGAAUGGUGGAGAGCUGGGGAUGUUUGUUGGGGCAAUGGAUCCUGCUCCUAACCCACCACAUUUUCCUUCCUACAUUAUCAAAGCUACUCUGGAAUAUAUUGGAAGCUGCCAUAAAGAGAAGUUCAAAUCACUUGUGGCAGCACUUUCAAAAAACCCUGAUUCAAUACAAAAGAUCUUGCUGGCAAUUUGUAAGAAGGCAGCAGACAGUACCAGUGCUUAUGAAAAGCAUAGAAUUCUGAUGAUGUAUCGAUUGUUUGUAAAUUUGCUACUGAAAGAGAUUAUGGGCGGACUGGGAAGAUUGUGGGCAUUUGUUCUCCGUGACGUCAUCUAUAGUCUGAUUCACCACAUCAAUAGUCGGCCAGCACACAUGGAUGAUGUAUCCACACGCAGUUUUUCUCUGUGCUGUGAUCUCUUGAAUGCCACUUGUAAAACUGCUGUAGAACAUUGUGGGGAUGCACUGGAAAAUCAUCUUCACGUCAUUGUGGGUACAUUAACACCAUUGGUCCAGGAACAGCCAGAGAUCCGUCAACAGGCCCUUACGUUGUUGAAGUAUCUAGUGAUUUCUAAUCGAGACAAUAAAAACCUAUACCAUGCAAUUAGGCGGUUGGAUCCAUUCCCCGAUCUUCCUGAAUUCAAAGAGCUGCGUCUUAUCCAGGAGAAAAUCAAGUAUAGUAAGAAAAGGUUCACAUUAUUGGAGGAAAUCAAUCACUUCCUCUCAGUCAAUUCCUGCGAUUCCUUGCCCUUGACUAGGCUUGUGGGAUUAAAUGAUCUAAAAAAACAACUAGCACUUCAUAAAGAGGACACUAAAAUCCUGCUAAAAGAAUGCCAAGAUGAUCCAGAGUCCAGUGUCCUUGUGAAACUAGUCGUGAAUCUUCUGCAAUUGUGCAAGUCUGCUAUCUGUCACCCUGCUGGAAAAGAUAUAUUGGAAGCUGCAGGCAAGUGCUUUGGAGAAAUGGGUCCAAUUGACUUUUCCACCAUUGCUUUACAAAACAAGAAAGAUGAAUUUCAUUUCAAGGCGUCAGAAGUUUUGAAAGAAAAUGAUUCUAAAUUGGUUUGCAUUCUCCUCGGUGUAAUUAAUAAUGCUCUCAUUGACCAAUGUAUUGAUGUUCGCUUUGCAGCUGCUAAAUGUGCAAAGAACAUACUUGCCACCCAAACAGGCCACCAAUUCUGGGAGUUAAGUAAGAAUGAACCCAAUGUUCCUGAUCCCAUGUUGAUGUAUUUACAACCUUUCCGAACACCCAGAAUGAAGGUUCCUGAGCUGCUAGCAGACAGCAGAUCCAGUCCUUCUGAAACUCUUGAUGACAGCAGUUUGUGGAUACCUCAGGGUGUAAACCAUGACACAUGGUUGAAAACACUAACCUGUAAACUAUUAGACAGUGGAGGUGUGAGGAGUGAAGUUCUACAGUUAAUAAAGUCACUAUGUGAGGUGAAGGCUGACUUCUGCCAGAUGAUUCUUCCAUACUUGAUCCAUGAUAUUCUCCUUCAUGACAAUAACAGUUGCUGGCAGGGGUUGUUAUCUAACCACAUUCAAAGUUUCUUUAAUGUGUGCUGUAGAAUGGGACCAAGCUCUAGCAGAUCCACCACACCAGCCAUUAUUGACUCAGAAACGGACAGCCUUCCCCACGGAUCUAUGGAUAAGACCUCUCGGCGCACAAUGCUGGCUGUGGUCGAUUAUCUGCGCAAGCAAAAAAGACAUCAGCUGAGCACUGUAUGGGAUGACAACUUCUGGCUGGAUCUGAAUUAUUUGGAGGUUGCUUUGACAGCCCAGUCAUGUGCAGCUCACUUUACAGCCUUGCUUUAUGCAGAAAUCUAUGCUGAUAAAAUCAGAUCUGACGAGGAAGAGUUGAAACGGAGUUCCCGCAGAGCAGCUCGCAACUUAAAGUUUGAUGAAGGCAGCCAAGAACAAACAAUCUCCAGCUUGAGCAGUAAAAGCAGAGAAGAAACAGGGAUUAACUUACAGGAGCUACUGAUUGAAGUCUACAGAAGUAUAGGAGAACCUGAUAGUUUAUAUGGCUGUGGUGGAGGGAAGAUGUUGCACCCACUUGCCAGAGUUCGAACAUAUGAGCAUGAAGUGCAGUGGGACAAGGCUCUUGAAUAUGACAUUGAAAUGAAUCUUCCUGUCUCUACACGCCAAGCUGGUAUUGUCCAGGCUUUACAGAACUUUGGACUAUGCCAUAUUCUAACUACAUAUUUAAAGGGGCUUGAAGUUGAAAACACAGAAUGGUGUGAGGAACUGCAGGAAAUCCGCUUCCAGGCAGCCUGGAGAAACAUGCAGUGGGAUCAUAUCCCUCCAAGCAAAGGUGGGAGUUCGAGACCUGGGUAUCAUGAAUCUGUGUACCAUGCUUUGCAGUCUCUGAAAGACCAAGAAUUCUCUGCCUUCCAUGAGGUUUUGAAGGUUGCAGGUAACGUUUCACUCAUUGCAGAUGAUUUGUUCAGAUUUUAUCUACUUCUGGCAAUUAAAGAAGUUGAAGAAUUGUGCAAAGGAAGCCUGGAGUCUGUCUACUCUCUAUACCCCACACUAUGCAGAUUGCAAAUACUGGAAGAACUAGAAAUCAUCGGAUACAUGCUCUGCAGUCCUGACCCAGAUGAUGCUUUGAAUACAGUACACAGAAAAUGGCAGCACCAGCUUCUGCUUCUCAAGGACAGUGACUUUACAUUCCAGGAGCCUGUCUUAACCAUGAGGACUGUCAUUCAAGAGCUGCUUAUCAAAAAAGAAAUGGAUGGUCAAAGGAAGGAACUCAUUAAAGAUGCUCUGACUGAGCAUUUACUUGAAAUGGCAAAAUUAGCAAGAGCAGCAAAAAAUCCCCAGUUGGCAGAAAAGGCAAUUUUCCAAAUCAAACAGCACAAUCCAGUUGGGUUUGGUGUUUCUACCUGGCAGCUGGAAGAAGCCCAAGUCUUUUGGGAUAAACAGGAACAGAGUAUUUCUCUUGAUAUUCUCAAACAGAUGAUUGACAAGCUAGAAAUUGAAGAAGUCUCUCUUAGUCUGCCUCUAACAAUGGAUUUUCAGGAUGGAACUGAUGACAAAGCAUUAGUACCACUCUAUGUCGAGUGUCUGAGACUGUGGGGAAAUUGGUUGGCAGAAACAUGUUUAGAAAGCCCUGGCACCAUCAUGCAGAUGUAUUUAGAAAAAGCUGUGACUCAUAGCAUUCAACAUAAGGACAUAGUUCACAAUGGGAAAAUUGAAGCAUUUUUAUCGUUGGCACGGUUCUCCGAUGCACAGUAUCAGAGUAUUGAUAAUUAUAUGAAGUCGUCUGAGUUUGAAAAACAAACGUGCACUUCUCAAAAAUGCCAAAGCAGAAAUUCAUUUAAUCAAGGACAUAAAGUUCAGACCAACAGAUAUGUGGUGAAAGUUCAGCGAGAAUGUGAAUUGGAUGAACGAGCGAUGUGUGCAUUGCAAGAAGAUCGUAAGCAGUUUCUGUGUAGAGCCGUUCAGAACUACAUCAACUGCUUGCAGAGUGGUGAAGAACAUGACAUGCGCAUCUUCAGACUCUGCUCCUUGUGGCUUGAAAACUCGGGAGUUGCAGAAGUAAACGAAAUGAUGAAGAAAGGUGUAGAAGAGAUUCCAUCUUACAAAUUUUUACCUUUGAUGUACCAGCUGGCUGCUCGAAUGGGAACAAAGAUGACAGGAGGUCAAAGAUUCCAUGAAGUGUUAAACAAGCUAAUUGAAAGAACUUCAUUGGAUCAUCCACAUCACACACUGUUUAUCAUUUUAGCCUUAUCCAAUGCAAACAAGGAUGACAUUCUAGGGAAACCUGAAGAACUGAGGAGGGGUAAACAUACAAAAAAGGAGAUGCCACACUUACAUCAGGAGAGAAUGGAUGCUGCCAGUAACAUAAUAAAUACCGUUCGAAAAUCUAAAGCUAAACUGAUAAAGGACAUUGAGAGAUUAUGCGAUUCCUUAAUCACGCUUGCAAAUAUGGACACUAGUAAAUGGAAAACAGAAAGAAAAGCCAUUGAAAUUCCUGCAAUACAGCCUAUCACAAAAAUAAAGAAUCUUGAAGUUGUUAUUCCAACAAUGGAAGUCAAGGUUGAUCCAUCUGGAAAGUAUGAAAACCUGAUAACUGUACAAUCAUUCAAGUCUCAGUUUCGAUUAGCAGGAGGAAUGAAUCUUCCAAAAAUCAUUGAUUGUGUGGGGUCCGAUGGCAAAGAGAGAAGGCAGCUAGUCAAGGGUCGGGAUGAUCUGCGACAAGAUGCCGUAAUGCAGCAGGUUUUUCAGAUGUGCAACACUCUUUUGGAAAAGAAUUCGGAAACCAGAAAGAGAAAGCUGACUAUCCGUACAUACAAGGUUAUUCCUCUUUCUCAAAGAAGUGGCAUUCUUGAAUGGUGUGCAGGAACCACGCCCAUUGGGGAAUAUCUGAUUAACCCAAGUGAAGGAGCCCAUAAGAGGUAUCGACCAAGCGACUGGAGCAGCCUAGAAUGCAGGAAGAAAAUGUCUGAAGCACAGAAACUGAGCUUUGAAGGUAAAUAUCAAGUCUUCAUGGAUGUCUGUAAGAAUUUCCGGCCUGUCUUCCGAUAUUUCUGUAUGGAGAAUUUUUUGGAUCCAGCCGUUUGGUUUGAAAAGCGUCUUGGAUACACUCGAAGUGUGGCUACAUCUUCAAUUGUUUGCUACAUUGUUGGUCUUGGUGACAGACACGUACAGAACAUCCUCAUAGAUGAAGAGUCAGCUGAACUUGUGCACAUAGAUCUCGGGGUUGCAUUUGAGCAAGGAAAGAUUCUUCCCACUCCAGAGACAGUUCCAUUCCGCCUAACUCGGGACAUCGUUGAUGGAAUGGGCAUCACUGGUGUGGAGGGGGUUUUCAGGAGGUGUUGUGAAAAGACGAUGGAAGUUAUGCGAAGUUCUCAGGAGGCCUUGUUAACAAUCCUUGAGGUGCUGCUAUAUGACCCUCUUUUUGAUUGGACCAUGAAUCCUUUAAAAGCACUUCACCUACAACAGAGGCCUGAAGAUACAGACCUUCCUUCCACGUUGAACUCCUCUGUGGCUGGGGACGACAACGAAUGUGAUGGAAAGAUUACUGAUGACAAGAGCAUCAACAAAGUGGCAGAACGUGUCUUACUGAGACUUCAGGAGAAAUUGAAGGGCGUUGAAGAAGGUGCAGUCCUCAGUGUUGGUGGGCAGGUGAACCUACUCAUACAACAAGCCAGAGACCCAAAGAAUCUCAGUCGGCUCUUUCCCGGCUGGCAGCCUUGGGUAUAAUCAGAGAAUUAAUGGGGUUUAGAAGUACUCUAUGGUUCUGCUGAAUUUAAGGUUAUUUUUGUUCUAAAGCACAAAUGUACCAGCUGUAAAAUAUUUCUGUGUAUGUAUAAAUCUGUACUUCCAGUUGAAGUAUUUGUCACAUGCUUCAAAUUAGUUAUUUUCCAUUUUAAUUAACUGGUAAUAGAUAUCAACUUUCUUCCAAUAAUGAUAUGAGGUAGCACUAGAAUAGCAGAUAUCCUCUGAUAUCCCAAGAAGCAAUUCAACUAUGUCAAGGGCAAAAAACAUGCAAGGGCUCUUGUAGUUAAUUAUUCAGUUUCAAACUUGGGCGCUUUCAUGCCUGGAUUGCCAUAAUGAUAGCUUUCAAACCAAAACAAAAUACUUUUGUAAAAGUUGCUGCUGAUUCCCUGUGUUUUGUAUGCAUAUUUGGCUGAAUUUCCUACUCUCUGCAAAGGACGUUCAGGAGACUGUGAAUCACAGAAUCAAGUCUUGAAUCUCUGGUCUGAUCAUCGUUUCUCAUUGGUACUUUGGGUUCAGUGAAUUUACUCUGUCACAUGCAACUUACUCUCAGGUAGAAAGGAAAUGUUUGCAUUUCUAGAGAUGUUAUGUCUCUAAAUCGUUUUUUUUCUAAUUCACUCAUCGGAAACAAGCAAAGAUGUUUCGGCAAAACUAAUAUCAGUUGUAGUGAUGUAUAAUUAGUCAAUGUUGUACUAUUAAAGUACAAAGAUUUUCAUUUUGUACAGACAUAAAAUUUUGACUAAGUGAAAUGUUCAAGAUUUAAUUUUAGUCCACAGUGCAGUUUGAAACUAAGGAACUUUGAUCAACUGCACAUUAGAUUUAAUUAUUUGUGCCUCCUGGAAGUUGUAAAUUGUGUUUAUAAUCGAAACUGUAAAUCUGUAAUGGAGUUGUCUGAUCUGAUAUUUCCAUUAUGUGUUAGAAAGCUCCUUAUCUACACUUGGAUAAAAGGCAUUUUGUGUGUAUCAGCCUAUGCAGAGCAUUUUACCUUUAGGAUCAAAAGCCAUUUUACUUGAUAAGGAUGUAUGUCCAAUUGUGAAAGAUUAAAAAAAUAAAAAAUACUGCCAUGAUAUUUGUAAACAA
This is a messenger RNA of Amblyraja radiata (thorny skate), 12757 nucleotides long. It is a transcript of the gene atm, whose product is annotated as ATM serine/threonine kinase. Gene Ontology annotation, molecular function: protein binding; protein serine/threonine kinase activity. Gene Ontology annotation, biological process: DNA repair. The record is from RefSeq and is a predicted model, not a curated record. Lineage: Eukaryota; Metazoa; Chordata; Chondrichthyes; Rajiformes; Rajidae.